GUGCUGUUGUGUAUGUAUUAUGCCUACCGCAACACUUAUCAUCAUUUGUCUUCCUUGUUCAAGUUACUCUCAUUCGACAACACACUGUGUAGCUUGACUCUUAAUGUUAUUGUUUACAACUAUUGAUUCUUUUUUAUAGAGCUCUACCAGGAAUUGUAGCCAGCUCAAGACAAAAGAGAUAACAUUUUACAUUUUCUGUAUUCGACAUACAAGAUCUUGUCAUGAUGUUGACGGAACUAUUGUUGAUUUUUGUUUUGGUGGACUCUAUUCAAACCACUGUUUCAGUUAAAUAUCAUGGUGAUGUGUGCAGUGACUCUACCAGCUGUGAUGUUAAUACAUCUUGUGUGUUGAGUGUUGAUAAAAAAACACGUUGUCUUUGCUCUGAUGAUGAAUACAGAAGUGACAACCAUCAAUGUGUCUACAUUAAUACCCUGCUAGUUCAAAACGUGAGAACGGUUAAGGCCACAUGGAAUAUUGUUCAAUUAAGUUGGUCCACUCGAUACGUCAACUACAAGGAAGCCAAGUUCAAUGUUUCGUACGAGGACACUUACACUCUAGGAGAUGAAAGUGGAGUUACUAUUUACAACUUAAAGUCUUGUACACUAUACACGUUCACUAUUCAAGUUAUUCUUUUUAAAAAUCAACUUUACAAGGCCAGAUAUGGACCACCUGUAACUCACAUUGCUCAAACACUGCUCAAACAAGAUUCUAAAAAGUCUCAUGGAGAACAAUGCACUAAAGGUGUAGACUCUUGUCAAACUGAAUUGUUGUGUGUACAAAAUAGAAACCAAGAGGAUCGUUGUCUCUGUGAUACAAAUCAUUACUGGAAUGACCACAACGAGUGUAUCUCCAAGUCAACGUUGACAAUUAAGAACUUCACCGCUAAAAAUAUUUCCUCUACAAGUGUGAAACUCUCCUGGUCUAUAGAUCCUCUUCAUAAAUCUUCUGCUCAAUUUAAGGUCGGAUACGGAGAUGGAGACUUUAAAUUAUUUCACUGGGAUGUAAUGGUUGCCACUAUAGACCGGCUAAAACCUAAAACAGUGUAUUCAUUUAGCAUAAAAGUAGAAAUACCAGCUGACAAUAAUUAUAAUCUUACUGAAGGACUACCAAGUAUAUGCCUUAUACAAACAACGUCAAACACCGGAACUUACCCCAACAACAUUAUGCUAAAAACAGCAAGUGUUGCCCAUAGGACUAUUUUAUCAACAACAACGUUAUCAACAACAACUUUAUCAACAACAGCAUUACGGUCCAAGAAUACAAAAUCAGUAGAUGAAACUCCCAGACAUGUUCCCCGAAGUACUACUCUUGUUACUCUUAUUUCAAGAGGAAGUGAACUUUUUCAAGCAAAGACUGUCUCAAUCACUACGGCAGUUGAACAUGGUGAAUUCAAAGAUUCUGAUUCAAUCAGCCUAAUCAUAUUUCUGCUUGUCACAGUCUCUCUAAGUCUGUUGCUGGUUACAUCCAUUGUUAUAAAUAUCAUCUUGAUGUACAAGCGACGGAAAAGCCCCAGACAUACACGGAACAGACAGAAUGUGUACCAUACAACAAAUGAAAGUCACCAGGAGACUCAUCAAUACUUUGAUACAACACAUCUAAACCAGAGCCAUUACGAUGAAGUGACUGACCUGGCCAUAAAACACUACAUUAACUAAAUGUUGACCUACACAAUUUUUAUCACGUGUAAUUGAUUGCAUUAAUUGUUUCUAAACACGUUUCUCUUCUGUCUUCCCUCUCACGUCUCCCCUCUCUACUGCUCCAAUUCAUAUAGAGACUAAUAUAGAGCUUAUACCUUUUGUGCUACAUUAGUUGAUUUGCGUCCCCUUAUCAAAAUCUUUAGCCUUUUUUUUAUUUUUAUCAACUUAUUUUGAAAACUUAAUAAAAACAACAUGUUGAUAGUCAUCGUCAAAUGUGACAAAAUAUCCAGGUCAUGAAUGGGUCUGUGUAUUCUCGUGAGAUAUUGAAUUGUCCUUUGUACUCUAGACUCAGAAACAUCGACUUGUUAAAUAGUAUUUAAUUCUUUUGUUAUGUGUUAUUGCUACUGAUGUUAAUAGUUUUUAAGAAAUAUUUUUAAAGAAAUUAUGAAAAAGAUAACAUGACGUUCAUUUGGAUAAUUGGAAAAGAAAUUGUAUAAGUGAUGUACAUGUGUAAGGAAUAGUUAGAUAUAAUAAUUGUGUUGGUUAUGAAUAAUUGUUUUCACAAUAUGAUAUUAGCGAGGAGAAAUCAAAUGUUUGGCUUGUUUACAGACUGCUUGCUGAAGGCGGUGUGAAUGUAGUGAUGGUAACUUCCACUUCCUUCACAUUAAACUAAGUAAUUGGUCAUCAAGCUACGUGAUGCACAUUUACUUUGGUGGCAUAGUGCAGCGAGGUGCCAAUACUUCAUGAAUGUGAUAACCUAAAAUACUAGCCCCAUAGACACAUUUGACAAGAAAAUAAAUACAAAUAUCUUUUAAAAAAAUGGCGGUGUUAAUUACUAAGUAAAACUUAAUCCAGUACAUCUUUAUUCAGUUCAUCUUUGACUAAAUUGUAUUUAAUGUGAUUACUAAUAGGUAAAAGAUACAUAGAGAACAGAGGCAGGUCUGUAAGUUCCCCUUUCAGACCUGUAAAGUAAAUUUCAACUUUCAGACCUUGCGAUCUAUAGAGCACAUAAUGUAAAGUUCUUCUAUUUCUAUGGCCUGGGUUAAUGAGGAUGUAAUGUAACACGCACAACGACCCAGAGGCGCCCAAAGAUCCCGAAAUUAAAAAGCCUAGCCUUCACCAGGAUUCGAACCCGAAACCUCGAAAGCUAAGCGCUUUAUAGCUCAGCAAUCCCACCUCCUUCACCCAGGUCUGUUAGCAAAUUAAUUGUAAAGUGAUGUUUGUAAAAUGUUUUAGAUGUUUCGGAUGUUCCUUCAGAGUUGAAGAUGAUUAAAUUCAUAGUCCAAAUCUCCCGCAGGACAGAGUUAGAUCCCGGGACCAUCGAAAAGUCCAAACAACAGUCCAGCGCGCUAACCGCACGACCAGAUAGUGCAUCAUAGGACUGUACUUUUUACCAUGAGAUGUACAAACUGAUUCUACCAUUUUUAAGUUUAAGUCUCUAAUGCAGUUUUUCUUAAACUGUAUUCCGCGGAACCCCAGUAUUCAGCAAGGUCAAAAUAGGUGUUCCACGGACUUAUAAUUGGCCUCCUUCAGACGUAGAACGACUUUUUCAUAUGACUGUGAGACGCUCCUGUCCACAUUAAUUGCAGGUCAAGGUGGCUUUCACUUUGGUGGUAGUGGAGCUGGCCAUUUUUCGUAAGGCACGCUUUUCUUUAAGAGCUGAGGCCCAUGUUUUUUACUGUCCAUUGCUUUCUUGGUCACCGUCUCUCUCCAACUAGUGCGCUCUAAGGAAGGCCAUGUCUUUCCAAUGGUCAGUAUCAACUAACUACUGGAAUAAUUAACUAGUAGGCCAUCAUGUGAAUUAAUAUCUCUUAAAAAUAAGCAGUGUUCCGCUAAAUACUCAGAAUGUGCGAAGUUUGAGAAACACUUGUAAAAAAAUAUAGCUUUUAAAUGUCGCUACUUUCAUGCUUAUAGCGUGUUCCGAGCGCUUUGAUCCAAUCUCAUUUGUA
Messenger RNA from Biomphalaria glabrata, 3586 nucleotides. RefSeq lists its product as uncharacterized. The transcript has 11 exons. Lineage: Eukaryota; Metazoa; Mollusca; Gastropoda; Planorbidae. The coding region runs from base 222 to 1655 and encodes 477 amino acids. The record is from RefSeq and is a predicted model, not a curated record. Gene Ontology annotation, molecular function: protein binding.